AUGAGGAAGGCUGAUCCUGAGACAGUUACACAGGUGAACGGGAUAAAAUUCAUUGUGGGUAAUAAGUUGAUACAAUUCACGGCCCAACACUUUUUCCUCAUCACGGGGCUAAGGUUCGGAAAGCUCCCUUUCAUUCCGAAGGCGACAAAUGAAAACUGCUCCUUGAAGAGAAAAUACUUCAGCAACAAUUUCAUCGAGUGCACAGAUGAUGAGGAUACGUUAAAGCUUGGAAUGGUCUAUUUUGCCAUUUUUGUGCUAUUGGGUACUGAAAAGCAUGUGCUUAUUGACAUGCGCUAUUUGAAGUUGGCCGAAGACUUAGAAGAGUUUGACAAGUAUCCAUGGGGCACCGUGUCAUAUGCGAUGACAAAUGCUUCACUUUUGAGGGCAAUUUCUGCUGAUUACCAACGAGUGAAAGUGCCCCAAAAAAGAGAAAUGCCCAAAAAAAGUGGAAAUAGAGCGCAGACAAGAAUGACAAGUGGUAGAGCAAGAGAGUACAUCGUAAGGGGGUUUGGCUUCGCUCUUCAGAUUUGGGCUUUUGAAGUCUUCCCAGCAUUGGAAGCAUUGCAUUUCACGGUCCAUGAAGACAAUAGGCACAUCCCUCGAAUAUUACAUUGGAGGAGCAACACGGUGGCUCGUUUUCGGGAGGUUAUGAGUCAGGUUUUUGAAAACUUUGAGGGUGAUGAUGAGAACAAUGAAGAAAUUGUUCAAUUGUUUGGGGAUGAGGCCGAAGACAAAACCAGCACUUCUAAUGAAGAAAAUACCGCGGAUGUUGAGGAAACAGCUACCCUUCCCUCCUCUUCUAAGGGCAAAGGGUCUUUUAAUGACUUUGGCAAUUUGAAGCAUCAAUUAGAAAGCACUAAGGAUGAGUUGGCAAAGGUACUUAGUUCAAAUCAGGGGCUUAGGAACAGAGUUCGUGACUUGGAAGCUAUUGUAGACAAGAAUUGUUUGAAGCAUGAGAAGGAGUAUGACAGAAAUAAAAAGGCUAUUUGGGAUUUGACCCUAACAAUUGCUUCAAUCGAACAUUAUUUUAAGUUGGAGAUGGAGGAGUUAAAAAAAAUAUAUGGUGGAGAAGGGCAUGAAGAAAUAUGUACUGCUCAGAUGAAUGAAGGAGGGCAGAAUGAAAUGUCACCCUUGAAUGAACCUACUAGUCCGACUACAGCAGGGCCCAAAAUGGACACACAAGUUCCAGGUGACAGAGUGGAAGCCUUCCUAGGCAUGCAUACAGAACGGGCUGAAAUGGAAGCAGCAGUCUGUGGUGGAGUGGAAGCCUUUCCAGCCAUGCAUAUAGAAGGGGCUGAAAGGGAAGCAGAAGUCCCUGCUGAUGGAGUGGAAUCCUUCCUAGCCAUGGAAGUCGAAGACGCUGUAAUUGACACUUCAGUUGGUGACAAACAAGUGCACCAACAACCUCACAAGGUUCCUACUUCUGAAGAUGUGAAGGUUACUAGUCUUGAAGAUCCCCUCCUUCCUACUCCGGAAGAUGGGGAUGGAGGAUUGGAUAAGACAGAAAUUGAGGGGGUGGGACGCAAGCCGAGGCCUCCCAUGAAAACUAGUAUAACUCUGGUUGGUGAUGAAGGGGACAAGGAGGCUAAUGCCACGGUUCAGAAACCAGAUGCGGAAGGCAAAGGAUGCAGACUGAAGCGGCCCGCGACAACAUUGUUGAGUCCAUUCAUUGAUCCCUCCAGGAAAAAGAGGCUGGCUACUAGUUUUCAUGCAUAG
Prunus armeniaca (apricot) is the source of this 1716-nucleotide messenger RNA. The record is from the annotation of a GenBank genome assembly. NCBI's taxonomy places the organism in Eukaryota, Viridiplantae, Streptophyta, Magnoliopsida, Rosales, Rosaceae.